Symbiodinium natans is the source of this 399-nucleotide messenger RNA. The record is from the annotation of a GenBank genome assembly. NCBI's taxonomy places the organism in Eukaryota, Dinophyceae, Suessiales, Symbiodiniaceae.
AUGGCCGCCAGCGGGGCGGUCGAGCAAAGCUACCUGGUAAGGCGGGCCGACCCGGACGAUGUUGAUACCAUUGACGCGCUGUACGAACGCCUCUACGGGGAUGGCAGCUUCUCAGAGGCCAUGGCAAUCUUUCACGCGGUGGACAAAGGCUACCUUUACAAGCAAGAUCUCCGGGUGAAGUUCCUCCUGUCCCUCGUGGAGACCUCCUUCAUGUCGGUGACCGUCGAGGACGAGGAAGGCCACGUGGUCGGCUUCGCGGUUCUGGAUGCCGCUCUGGCCAGGCUCUGGCCCAUGCUUUGGCUCCUUUGCCCGAAAGAUAGUCCAGUACUCUCGCUGUGGGCAUCCCGCAUCGGCGCCUCUUUGAUAUGCCCUGCAAAGAUGCGCUGGAGUCCGCACUAA